This is a messenger RNA of Electrophorus electricus (electric eel), 2721 nucleotides long. RefSeq names its product RAB27B, member RAS oncogene family (gene rab27b). Gene Ontology annotation, molecular function: GTPase activity; GTP binding. Lineage: Eukaryota; Metazoa; Chordata; Actinopteri; Gymnotiformes; Gymnotidae. The record is from RefSeq and is a predicted model, not a curated record.
GAGAGGAGACGCGCGAUCGGUGAGGCGGUGGACGGCGUGAGCGUGAGCGUGAGCGUGCAGGCUAAACCGGUUAAACCCACACGGUGUAUAGGACACGCGCUGAGACGGAGCGGGAGCAUGAGCGGUAGCGGAUGAGCAGACCCCCACAGAGCCUGCGCACGAGACCCUCCAGACCCUGCAGAGCCUGCGCACGAGACAUGUUACGCGCUGUCAGCACUAUGACUGAUGGAGACUACGACUAUCUGAUCAAGCUCCUGACUCUGGGGGACUCUGGAGUGGGCAAGACCACCUUCCUGUACCGCUACACAGACAACAAGUUCAACCCCAAGUUCAUCACCACUGUGGGAAUCGACUUCCGGGAAAAGAGAGUGGUGUACAGCACUAACAGCCCAAAUGGAAGCAGGGGGAAGACAUUCAAAGUUCAUCUGCAGCUGUGGGACACAGCAGGACAGGAGAGGUUCCGGAGCCUGACGACGGCGUUUUUCCGAGACGCGAUGGGAUUUCUGCUCAUGUUUGACCUCACCAGCCAGCAGAGUUUCCUCAAUGUGCGCAACUGGAUGAGUCAGCUGCAGGCUAAUGCAUACUGUGAAAAUCCUGACAUCGUUCUUGUCGGCAACAAGGCGGAUCUGGCAGACCAGAGAGAGGUACAGGAGAGACAGGCAAAGGAACUGGCAGAGAGAUAUGGAAUCCCCUACUUUGAGACGAGUGCAGCCACAGGUGUGCAGGUGGAUAGGGUGGUAGUCACACUGCUGGACCUGGUGAUGAAGAGGAUGGAGCAGUGUGUGGAAAAGCCCACCCCCGACACCCAGAAUGCUGCCAGCACCGCCCAGCUUGACUCCGCCCCCGCCAGCCAGAAGAAAUGCGCCUGCUAGAAAACCCCCGCCCUUCUAACCCCCCACUUACACGCAUACACUUCCAGCUCCCUCCUGUGGACAGAUGCAGACUUGCGGUUGGGCCUGGUCCAUGCUGACAUGUGGUGAGCGCAGGGUCAGGUCCGGUCAGGCUCUGGUUCUGUAGGACCUCCAGUGCACGCUGGAGUAUUUCCACAGUCCCCUCUGGUUAAUCUCCUCUGGUCAUGGCACCUUCCCCCUUUACACUCAGUCAUGUAAACAAUCUUGGAGAAUUGUAGAACUUAAACAUAUCUUAAAUGUAUGGAUUAGAUUCUAUACAUACUGUACAAUCCACCUUUACAAAAUGAAUGUGUUGGGUUGUUUUUGGUAACCUGGAUGUGUGUUAUAUUGAUUUCAAUUUCAUUUGAUUUCAUACGUUUGUAGGCAUCACAUUUAUCUGUGCUGUGUACCUAGUUUAUUAAAACGCCAUUAGCUUUGCACCCUUGUUAUGGCUUACACGCGCAGGGCCAGCAUCCUGCUCGCAGGAACGUACCCAGUCCUGCUCAGGCAGCGGGGACCCCGCCCCCCUGAGUCCUGAUUUCAAAUGAGUCUUUGUCUGUUAAGUGAAUGCACACUGGUCAGUGUUGAGCUGGCCCCUGGUCAGUGUUUAGCUCAGCAUUUUUGGGGUGGAAUAUUUUAAAUAGUCUGUCUAAUCCAGGAUCAGGUUUAAUCUGUGUGCAUGCAAUUAGCUCUGAGUGCACAGAAGAGAAACCCUUCUUUGUAAAUCCUGAAUUUCUUAAUUCUUACCUCACACAGACUGGUGUGUAUGUCUGUGAAAUGUGUGUGGUGUCCUGGGUAGUCCAAUGGGGAGCGAGCUCACCUCGUCCUCUAGUGGUAACCAGUCUAACCAGUCAGCGAGGUCACCUCGUCCUCUAGUGGUAACCAGUCUAACCAGUCGGCGAGGUCACCUCGUCCUCUAGUGGUAACCAGUCGGCGAGGUCACCUCGUCCUCUAGUGGUAACCAGUCUAACCAGUCAGCGAGGUCACCUCGUCCUCUAGUGGUAACCAGUCUAACCAGUCAGCGAGCUCACCUCGUCCUCUAGCUGUAACCAGUCAGCGAGUUCACCUCGUCCUCUAUCUGUAACCAGUCUAACCAGACAGCGAGCUCACCUCGUCCUCUAGCUGUAACCAGUCAGCGAGCUCACCUCGUCCUCUAUCUGUAACCAGUCUAACCAGUCAGCGAGCUCACCUCGUCCUCUAGUGGUAACCAGUCUAACCAGUCGGCGAGCUCACCUCGUCCUCUAGCUGUAACCAGUCAGCGAGCUCACCUCGUCCUCUAGCUGUAACCAGUCAGCGAGCUCACCUCGUCCUCUAUCUGUAACCAGUCUAACCAGUCAGCGAGCUCACCUCGUCCUCUAGCUGUAACCAGUCAGCGAGCUCACCUCGUCCUCUAUCUGUAACCAGUCUAACCAGUCAGCGAGCUCACCUCGUCCUCUAGUGGUAACCAGUCUAACCAGUCAGUGAGCUCACCUCGUCCUCUAGCUGUAACCAGUCUAACCAGUCAGUGAGCUCACCUCGUCCUCUAGCUGUAACCAGUCUAACCAGUCAGCGAGCUCACCUCGUCCUCUAGCUGUAACCAGUCUUACCAGUCAGCGAGCUCACCUCGUCCUCCAGCUGUAACCAGUCUAACCAGUCAGCGAGCUCACCUCGUCCUCCAGCUGUAACCAGUCUAACCAGUCGGCGAGCUCACCUCGUCCUCCAGCUGUAACCAGUCUAACCAGUCGGCGAGCUCACCUUGUCCUCCAGCUGUAACCAGUCUAACCAGUCGGCGAGCUCACCUUGUCCUCCAGCUGUAACCAGUCUAACCAGUCGGCGAGCUCACCUCGUCCUC